AUGGCUGAAAAUAUAGAGGAAGUGCAAGCAGAGGAAGGAAAUAUAGAAAACAGAGAAUCAGACGAAGCAAAUGAGACUCUUCAAGAAGACUCUACGGCAACUCUCUCCCUAUGCAGAACCAUGGAUACCUCAGACCAUACAUCAGCAUUUCAGGAGCAAUCAGAGUGCAGAACCAAACCCUGGGGCUCAAAAAAAAUUGUACCAGCCAGUGCAUCCAACGGAUAUUUUUCACAUAUUUCUUCCCUUUCUAGUCCCAAUUCAAGCUCCAAUGAUGUACCACCAGAACCAAAUGGGUAUGAUCCCAAAUCAAACGAUGGUAAUGGUAGAUACAAGUGGUCAGAUGUGGACAAUACUACAAGAGGAGGUUACCGCGGUAGAGCCAGAGGACGUGGGAGGAGAGGUUGA
Molecule: messenger RNA, 405 nt
Organism: Arabis nemorensis
Lineage: Eukaryota; Viridiplantae; Streptophyta; Magnoliopsida; Brassicales; Brassicaceae
Source: the annotation of a GenBank genome assembly